UUCUGGUCUGCUUUAUAUUCUUCUGUUCAAGUACUGUGCAUCAUCAGGUAUUAUUUGCAGUCCAUGAUUUGUUAUUCUCAUAUGUUCAGAUUUCAAAUGCUUGAGAUAGAAUUUGCGUAUGUAUGAGAGGUGAAACAGUUGUUCCUGAGAGGGAAUUUUCUAGUCGGAAGCUUUUGACUCGCAAUAAUUUGUGUUAAAUAAAGAAAGUGAAUCAAUAUAAGUGCAGAGUUGGAUGGAUGUCCCUUGACAGUUGACAAUGAUAAUGUUAAUGUCGCUUGGCAAGAAAGAACUAAAGUUGGAUGGUCCGUUGGUGGUACAUUGCAGUUCCCUUUUUAACAUCAAACCUCCUCUCUCUCUCUCUCUCUAACAAAACCAAAUAAAUGUAAAUGAGAUAGACUAACUCUAUUUAAUAUUCUUGGAUUGAUCAAAACCAAUGCUUCAUGUUCGUGUUUCUGACAAUGCUUGGAGAAUGGAUGUUUGUGGGCUUCUAGAUGAUGGAUGCUGCUGCUAUGCCUUCAACCAGCCAGUGAAGAUUGUUAGCUGGAGUUUGUUGGAUCUAAGUGAAUUAGGGUAAGGGGGAUGGUGAGGGAUUGAAGAAGAGGAAUAUCUCUAUCCAACAGUGUCCACUGGCUUUUAGCUUUUGCCAGCCAAAUAAUAUUUAUAAAAUAAAUAAAACUAAAGUUACAAACCAGGUAAAAGUAGAGAGAACCUCGCCAUACGGUUGUUUUCAUAGCAAUCCUCGUAGCUGUUUUAAUUUUCGCCUUGGUUGAGUUAUCACAUUUCAUCUAAAUUGGCUCACUGGAUUCGAACAAGUUAUCACUAAAUGGUAGGAAAUUAAUCAUUAAUCCUUAAACAGCACCAUUCCAUUAGAGGUCAAGCUAACAAUGAGGAUAUAUUAUUCGUAUCCCUGCCACUGGCCAACAGAAACAUGAAAAACACAUCGCAGUUAUUAUGAGAUAUUAAAUUACAAUUUAUUAUAUCUGAUUGCAUGGUCUCACAACUCACAAACAAGUGCAAAAUCCAUACCUUAUCUUAAAGAAAGAAAAACAAAAUAGUUAAUAAAAAGAAAAGACAUUAAGAAAAAAAAGGGAUGGUGUGAUUUUAGUGAGUGACAAAUAAAAAUAUAACGUUAUUAUGUCAUUGAGACAUUUAUCUUGUUUUAGUUGUAUGCGAGCGAAAAGAGCUCGUUUAUAACAUAAUUAGAGAAUACGCAAAAAUGAUUAGUAUUUUGAGAAGAAAACUGAAAAUUUACAAAAUGAAAACGAGGAACAUGCGUUUUCCAUUCUUGAGUCCUAAAAUGUAGUUGGGAUUUAUCAGAUCCAUAACCAGGAGGGCUUUCUUUCUUUCGUUUUUCUUUUCCUUUUCUUUUUGGUUCCAUUGAUUUUAUCCCAGAGGAUAUAAUUUCUUAAGAUCAAUAUCAAUUCCAAGGAAUAUUUUGUUGGGAUUGAUAUUGUCAUUGAUUUUCUUGGUUAAGAAAGAAAUAGAUAUGGGAGCAUGCUGUAGUAAGGAACCCAGUUUCGCAGAAGGACGGGUGGUGGAAGAUGUUGUCGAAGAUAGAGAAUACGAAGGUAAUGAGGAUGACGAUCAUGUUGCCAUUGGUGAUUAUGGUGCUAGAAUGAGGCUCCAUGGUGCUUCUAAAUAUAUAUCAAUGUAUUCCCAACAAGGUAAAAAAGGUGUUAAUCAGGAUGCCAUGACUGUUUGGGAGGAAUUUAUCGGUAAUAAAGACAUGUUUUUCUGUGGAGUAUUCGAUGGCCAUGGUCCGUAUGGCCACAAGGUUGCACGCCAUGUCCGCGACACUUUACCCUCGAGGCUCUCUGCCGCCAUCAAACUAUCACAGGCUAAUAGCAUCAAAUAUGGUGAUACUGAUACCGCUGAUGGAGAGGAUAGCGAUGACUCUAAAAGUGAAGGUAGUAAAGAUGGUGAAAAUAGUAAUUCUACUAAUAAUAAGGGCACAUUGCUCUUAUCUUCAUGGGAGGCCAGUUUUUUUAAAUGCUUUAAGGAUAUGGAUGAAGAACUUAGCCUUGAUGCUAGCAUUGAUAGCUUCUGCAGUGGUACCACUGCUGUAACCGUAGUUAAACAGGGAAAUCAUUUGAUAAUUGCCAAUUUGGGAGAUUCUCGUGCUGUUCUUUGCACUAGAUCCAACAAAAACCAACUCUUUCCUGUCCAACUCACUGUUGAUUUAAAACCCAACAUUGCAAGUGAAGCCGAAAGAAUCAAGAAUCGCAAUGGCAGAGUCUUCGCGAUGGCCGAAGAACCCGAAGUGUAUAGAAUAUGGAUGCCGGAUGAAGAUUGUCCUGGUCUAGCAAUGGCUAGGGCCUUUGGAGAUUUCUGCCUGAAAGACUAUGGCCUCAUUUCAACUCCUGAAGUUUCUUACAGAAGACUAACAAAUAAGGAUGAAUUUGUGGUUCUUGCAACUGAUGGGAUAUGGGAUGUAUUAUCAAACUACGAUGUGAUAAGGAUAGUUGCCUCAGCAAGAAAGCGAUCAAUGGCAGCUAAAAUGCUAAUAAAGUAUGCAGUUCGUGCAUGGAGGAACAAGUAUCCUGGUUGCAGGGUAGACGAUUGCGCAGUUAUAUGUCUUUUCCUGAAAAGUCGAACUGUCUUAACCAGAUCUUUCUCUGAAGUGAGCAGAGUCAGUGCCAAUCACACAGAGCUGGCAGAAACAUAUUCUGAGGUGAGUAGAGCAAGCAUGAAUUGCUCAGAAAUUGCGGCAGUUCCUCAAAGGGCUAGAGAUCAUGGAUAUGAAACACUACAUGCGAAGCCUUACUUAGGCUCCAAAGAGAACACUGCUCCUGAUGGAGUCAAUAGAGUAAAUUCUGUCGUCAAAUUUCCUCGACUGCGGAAAUCGUCCAAGGAUUUUGGAGUUGUACCUGAUACUUGAUAACGGUGAUUCUUGGAAAGCUAACAAUGAAAUUGGCAUUUAUGGGAUUAUUAUA
Molecule: messenger RNA, 2933 nt
Organism: Ricinus communis (castor bean)
Lineage: Eukaryota; Viridiplantae; Streptophyta; Magnoliopsida; Malpighiales; Euphorbiaceae
Product: probable protein phosphatase 2C 65
Exons: 5
Coding region: 1487-2878 (463 amino acids)
Biological process (GO): protein dephosphorylation
Molecular function (GO): protein serine/threonine phosphatase activity
Source: RefSeq, a predicted model, not a curated record